Penicillium longicatenatum is the source of this 3126-nucleotide messenger RNA. RefSeq lists its product as uncharacterized. NCBI's taxonomy places the organism in Eukaryota, Fungi, Ascomycota, Eurotiomycetes, Eurotiales, Aspergillaceae. The transcript is spliced from 4 exons. The record is from RefSeq and is a predicted model, not a curated record. The coding region runs from base 1 to 3126 and encodes 1041 amino acids. Gene Ontology annotation, molecular function: mRNA binding. Gene Ontology annotation, biological process: post-transcriptional regulation of gene expression. Gene Ontology annotation, cellular component: cytoplasm.
AUGGCUUUCAAAAACGGGCUGAGCGAACGCCUCGAUGAGCUGCGAUUUCCUUCCCCGCGCUCUCCACCGUCUGAAUCGACUUAUAACCCCCUCUCACCUGGGAGUUCCAACUUCGGGUCCGGCUUUUCACGACCGCCUAGCGAUGUUCGCGCCAACCUGCAACGUCGAUUCACCACAGACUCGAGCAAGCUUUCAUCUUGGAACUUCCUCAACCAGGGAUCUACUCCGAUGCCCGACCCCCUGGAUCUGCUGUCAUCGUUUGAGAAGAAGCGACAGCAUAUUGAGUAUAUGCGUGAGCAAAAACGACGAUUUGAAGAAGACAUGAAGUUACUUGAUAUUCAGCACGAAAAAGAGAAGAUCGAGAUGGAUAAGCUUGCACGCGAUCUUGCCAAGGCUGGUAUUGCUGGCCGCGCCAGCGAGCCGACUACCCCUCCCGAGUAUCGUGAGCCGACUUUGUCUGGUGCAGGACGAUCUGCACGCUUCCCAUCCACUAGCGUGACUUCAUCUCCUGGUUUCUUCAGUGCUUUUGCGCCUUCCAACGUUACUUCUCCUCAAGCUCCUCAAUCUGGUCACUCGCACGCCCAGUCCGUGGAUCGUUUUGUUGUCCACUCCCUUCCUGGGUCUCGCCGGAAUUCCGAGAAGGACAGCUUUCUGUUCGAUUCUACCAUCGAUUCUUCAACUAUCCGUGGCCCAUCACACCGCAACUCGAUGCCUUCUAACAACCACUACAAUCAAUAUCGGCCCAAUAUGAAUGGCCACGCGAAUGGCCACAUGAAUGGCAAUACUAAUGGUAGCACCAAUGGUUAUAUGACUGGCCAUAAUGCUGGUUCCGGCUUCGACUCCUUCUCUGCUGUCAAGCACUUUUUCCAUGACGAUGACAGAUCGUUUGCCAAGGAUGAACCCCGUCUGUCUACUCCCGACAUCAAAGGCUAUAUUAGAAUGACUGAACCCGAUGACAAAUUUCCAACUCUCCGCCGCGAGGGUUCCAACAUUCUGGCAGCCAACCCAGAUGCUCAUGACCUGGCAAACUCUCGUAAUUCAAACCAUGAGACUUAUUCCUACCACAACCGCAGCCGCUCUUCCCACCAGAGCAUGCCCCAGAGCCUCAACGAUAUUAUGCGCCUGGAUCGUCUGGGAGGUCAGACAGAUGACCACAGCUCUGUUCAUCGUCACCAAGCUCACCGUUCUCUUGAGGGUGGCUUGGUUUUCCCCAAUGAGCGCUCCGACGACGCUAUGACCCCGGUCCCCUCCCACAGCCGCCCCAGUGCCCGGGUGUCGUACUCGACCAAUGAUGUACCUACCGUCAGGGGUACUGGCUUCGACGCUGCUAUUACUCCGCCCAAGACCCACGCUGAUCACCUUCAUCACCGUAAUGCUAGCAGUGUUAGCAAUGCUAGCGUUGGACGCAUCCCAAACGGUAUUCACCCCCACCAGACCCGAGGAUCUCCAGAGUCCCCGAACCACAACAACCAGCCUGGUCAAACAAUGCUGCAGGCAAGCGCUGCGCCUUUUGGCCCUCAGAUCACUUCGCCCAUGUCCAACAACGGCAUUAACGGUAUCAACGGCUCUGCUGCCCCAGUUGGCGUGCCAUUCCCCGCAUUCAACCAUGGCAUGCAGGCUUAUGGUGCCCAUCCCAGCCAGAUCAUGCCAAAUUUCCCUGAUCCAAACACCUACGGUGGCUAUCCUAACCCUGCCAGCAAUGGCUAUCGUACCAACGAUGUCCCAAUCCGCGGUGGGAACAGUCUUCGACGUGCAACUGAGGGAGAGGCCUCCCAGUAUCAGAUCAGCCGAGAUGUCUCCCAGCAGAUCUCCCAGCAGAAUCGUUUCGAUGGCCAGCAGCAGAAUCGAUUCAUUCACCCUCUAGAGCACUACAAGGGCGAGCUGUACAGUCUGUGCAAGGACCAACAUGGAUGCCGAUUCUUGCAGCGAAAGUUGGAUGAUGAUAACCCUGAGAAUGUCCAGCUUAUCUUCAGUGAGACUUACAUGCAUGUGACCGACUUGAUGAUGGAUCCGUUUGGCAACUACCUAGUUCAGAAACUUUUGGACCUGGCCAAUGAUGAGCAGCGCACUGUUUUGAUUGACAAUGCUGCUCCACAGCUGGUCACCAUUGCAUUCAACCAGCAUGGAACACGUGCGCUCCAGAAAAUGAUUGAGACCAUCUCAACCCAUGAGCAGACCCAGACUGUGAUCGAUGCACUUGCUGACCACGUUGUCGAUCUGGUUAAGGACCUCAAUGGCAAUCACGUUAUUCAGAAAUGCCUCAAUCGCCUCCGUUCUGAGGAUGCUGAUUUCAUCUAUGAGGCUGUUGGCGGUGCGUGCAUCGUAGUCGGCACCCACCGUCAUGGAUGCUGUGUCUUACAGCGCUGCAUUGACCACGCGUCGGGCGCUCAGAAGGCACACUUGGUUGCUCAGAUCACCGAUCACUCCUACAAACUUGUUCAGGACCCCUUCGGAAACUAUGUGGUCCAAUACAUCCUGGAUCUUAACGAGCCUAGCUUCACCACACCCAUCUGUCAGGGCUUCCUUGGCAACGUGAUCAAGCUGGCCAUGCAUAAAUUCAGCUCCAAUGUAGUUGAAAAAUGCUUGCGCACAUGCUCAAAGCCCGUUCGGCGUGAGAUGAUUGAUGAGAUGAUCAACAGCGAUAUGUUUGCAGACUGCCUGCGUCAUCAGUAUGGCAACUAUGUCAUUCAGACGGCUCUGGACAAUGCGGAUCCGCAGACGUGCAAUCGGAUCAUCGAGGCUAUCCGCCCUGUCCUUCCUACUAUCCGUCAGACCCCGCACGGGCGUCGCAUCGCCGGCAAGAUUCUUGCCGCGGAGACUCAUGCCCGCACGAACAGCGAACACACACUGCGCGAGAUCAACAGCACUAAUCAACUUGCCAACCCCCGGCCCAAGAAAAAUGAGAUGGCCCCUAGCGGUAUCAAUGAUUACGUUCUCCAAACCUUCCCGCCCACCCCUGCAUCGAGCUCCACGGCGAACACUCCCCCGGGCGGAGGUAAUGAGAACUCUCUGAUGUUCCCCGCUCCUGUUUCGCCGUCGUCCAACUUUGCUCCGCAGAAUCCGCCUUACGACUCCCAGCGCCCACCCUUCGAGCCGACCAGCGAUGACUCUUUCAACUACUUCUAA